Messenger RNA from Diabrotica balteata, 1126 nucleotides. The record is from the annotation of a GenBank genome assembly. NCBI's taxonomy places the organism in Eukaryota, Metazoa, Arthropoda, Insecta, Coleoptera, Chrysomelidae.
GAGGAGGAAGCUGUGUACUCUCUGCUGAACUUUAUAGCAGAAAUAGAUCGGCAAUUUCAUACCCUACGGCUGUGAUAUAUGUAGAGUAUUUAUUUUAUACAUUUAAAUUUAAUAUAUAGUAUUAAUUCCGUCUAAAACAUGUCGGAAUCUUCGGCUAAACCCACUUUACCGUACAGCAAAUCUAAUGCUAAAGAACAAGAUAAGAAAUUGUUGGAACCGUUUGGGUAUAUUCUCCAAGUCCCUGGCAAAAAUAUUAGAUCUAAACUUGCUAGUGCUUUUAAUUAUUGGUUGUGUAUUCCUGAUGAAAUCUUAACACAAAUCAGUGACAUUGUUCAAAUCCUACACAAUUCUAGUCUUUUGAUGGAUGACAUUCAAGAUAAUUCUAUAUUACGAAGAGGUAUUCCUGUAGCUCAUUCAAUAUAUGGAGUAGCUAGUACAAUAAACUGUGCUAAUUAUACAUCGUUUAUUGCAUUAGAACGAGUAACUGACUUGAACCAUCCAGAAGCAAUAUCUAUUGCUAUAGAGCAAAUUUUGGAGCUUUAUAGAGGACAAGGAAUGGAAAUUUAUUGGAGAGAUAAUUUUACAUGUCCAACAGAAGAUGAAUAUAGGCAAAUGGUUAUUAGAAAAACCGGUGGAUUGUUUAUGUUAGCUAUAAGACUGAUGCAACUGUUCAGUAAAAACAAACAAGAUUUUACAAAAAUUACUGGUAUUUUAGGGUUGCUGUUUCAAAUUAGGGAUGAUUAUAUCAAUUUAAUAUCUAAGGAGUUUAUGCUGCAUAAAAGCUACUGUGAAGAUUUAACUGAAGGUAAAUUUAGUUUUCCAAUAAUACACGCUAUUCGUAGUCAACCCAAUGACCAGCAAGUAAUUCAUAUUCUUCGCCAAAGAACAAAAGAAACCGAAGUGAAAAAGUAUUGUGUGUCACUAUUAGAAAAAUAUGGCAGUUUCGAAUAUACUAGACAAACUCUACAAGAAUUGCAGAAUGAUGCCAGAGAGGAAAUAAAGAAACUUGGGGGCAACCCGUACAUGGAAGAAUUUGUAGCAUCUCUGGCUAAAAUGUGAAUGGUAUUAAAUAAGUGUAAACUUUUUAUUUUUAUAUAAGGUGUUGAAUAAAUAUGUUUCUUAUUGA